UCAAAGCAUGAGCGGAGCACCAGAAAUUAGUGAACUGUUCGCGAAGCUCGCUACACACCUCCAAAGCGAAAUUCCUUCUACUGGCAAUGAAGAAGUUGCUGAUCCCGCAAUUUGUUCACUUAAUCAAUCUAUCAACCUGGAUGAUAAAUCUAGGGUUAGGGUUUUGGAUACCGCACUCUCCUUGAUGUGCUUCAAAGGACCCCAGGUUUUUAAUGCGACAGUCCAAUAUCUGGUGCAGACGAUUGUGACCGUUCUGUCAUCCUCAAUAUCUUGCAAGGUUUUGCAUUUUCAGAGACAUGAGUUUCUUCUGGUCGGCAGCUCAAUUCCUAGCCAUAAAUGUUCUGAAUUGAUCAGAGUGUGCGUGGAUGUGCUUGGAAAAUUGGAGAGCCAUGAGAUGCUUCCCCAUUUGCUGUUACAUGCAGUUUUAAGAGUGGCAACAUUUGCAUCGUGUUACCAGAGUCUACUACCAUUUGAACACGUUUUUAGUGUAAAGGCAAGCAAUAAAAGAGACAUCCUGGUUACAGAGUUGCAGCAGCUUAUGCCAAAAGACAUUUCAGACAACAGCCAUGAAAUACCAUUGAGGUUGCUUUUGUGGUACCUUAAUCCACUGAGUCUGAAGCAUGAUAUUUCAAGAGUUUUACAAGAGACCGUGCGAAGGCCUUUCCUUUCAGUAAACAAAGAACUGCAUGAUAGGAUGAAUUGGCGUUCGUUAAUCAUAUGCUUGGUACUUUCUCCUGCUAUGUUUAUUGAGACAAGGUGCCUAUUGCAUAACUGGUUUCUAGCAACGGGCUUGGCUUCUGUACUAGAGCUUCAAGUUGAACUAGUCUCAUCAAUACUGGAUGUACUAGCCAGACCAAUGUGGUGGGGUAUAUCAAUGGAAGUGGGAUCUAAGCUGCCAUCUUCUCAUGCAUAUUUCCCCAGUGAACACAAACUGUUGGUGAUUUUAACUGGACCUCUGUCGUGCAAAAGUUUUCUGCAUUUGAUUUAUCUUAUAAUGGAGCUGUUUCCUGGAAGUAAAGAAUAUCCAGAUCCUACUGACAUGAAAAUUGCAACAGCAAGAAAGGUGGAAAUGACAAAUCAUAAAUCUAUCUGGGCUAUGUUGAUGGACUUCCCACGUUGGUUCUAUUUUGCUGUUGGCUUGCUUUUCACUGGAAAAGAUUGGCAAGAGAGUUUCCUGUCAAAAUGCACAUCAAUGGCGGACAUUGAGCAAACACAUGAUGUAAAAGCACAUUCAACUGCUGCUGCAAGGUACCUUGCAUGGAUUUUGACUCCCAGUAGUGAAGCCCAUAUUGAUCUGCUGAUUAAAUGUUUCACUGAAACAUCAAGAUCAUGGACUCUAAAACAACUUGGUUCAGGUACACAUAACAAUAGUACAGUUGGCUGCAAGAAAAGGCUCAAGAAGCCCAAAUUCCAUGAUAACCAUAAUGAUCAUGCAGGCUCCAAGAAGUAUGAUGGCCAGACAAUUGCACUCUGGCUGAAAGAAUUCCAUGACAGUUACGCAAGGUAUUGGAGUAAGACUGUCAACAGUAGUGCAUCCACAAAUGUGAAAGCACCACAUGCUAUUCACCUCCAGCAAAAUUGUUUAUUUAGAAGAAUUUCUUUAGGCAUCUUGAUUGGGUAUUCCAAUUAUUUAGAUGAAGAGGGAUGUGAGCUGCUGCUUCACUAUGCUGCAAAUGGUGAAAUCCUUUGGUCAGUGGAAACUAAAACUACUGGUUGUAAGUAUAUGAAUCGGAAAAUUGAAGGGCAUGAUGGCAAUGAAGGCUCAAUUAGGUGCUUUGAAGAGAGUGGUAAAUGGAAGGAGGCCGUAGCAGGAGCUUCUCUUGUUUUUAAUUUAUUUGAUUUAAUUGUAGAUAUAUCAACUUCCGUAUUUGAGAUUGAAGAGAGGUGUAUUGAGUUUAUUUACCAGCUGAAAGUUAAGGCUGUCAGAUACUUGGUUAAGUGUAUCAAGGAGCUACUCCAGUUUAAAACUGAUGAAAAUGAAGGGGGAGUUCUGAUGCUAAUGGAUCUUCACAGUAGAUUAGCAUGGUGGAGGCAUCAAGUUCCAGGAAUACUCCAGUGUGACAGUGCUUUAGAUGAUGUUUUUAGCGCCUUGAAUUGUAAAAUAUCUUCCUUCUGAGAAGGUCUACCAGAUAAAUGAAGCAAGUUGAUGUAUUUCAACAGGCUUCCAUUAAAAAA
Molecule: messenger RNA, 2175 nt
Organism: Telopea speciosissima
Lineage: Eukaryota; Viridiplantae; Streptophyta; Magnoliopsida; Proteales; Proteaceae
Exons: 6
Coding region: 8-2116 (702 amino acids)
Source: RefSeq, a predicted model, not a curated record